Schistocerca cancellata (South American locust) is the source of this 414-nucleotide messenger RNA. RefSeq lists its product as uncharacterized. The record is from RefSeq and is a predicted model, not a curated record. Gene Ontology annotation, molecular function: protein binding. Lineage: Eukaryota; Metazoa; Arthropoda; Insecta; Orthoptera; Acrididae. The coding region runs from base 1 to 414 and encodes 137 amino acids. The transcript is spliced from 2 exons.
AUGAUCCUGCUGUUUAACAGAGCAGACAAGGACGCAUGGGACAGCAUUGGGAGGACGGCGUUGCAGAUUGCCGCCACAUAUGGUGAAGCAGCUGUCGUGAACCUGCUGUUGCGGUUGGGGACGGACCAGUCUGCUGCCGGAUACGGUAUGAUGCCUCUCGAGCUCGCCCUGGCAUACAACAGGAGGGCAGUCAUAGAUACACUGAGCAUGAAUUGUCCCGAAAAUAUAUUUCUGUGGAAAUUAAUAAAGCUGUUUGCUCACCACAAGGUCACAAAGGAACGCAUCGUGGAUAACAGAAUGCAGGAAGCUGCAGAGAAUGGAAACAUGGCCGAACUGGCGAAGAUCCUGGCACAGGGAAUACACGUCGACAGCCAGUGUGAAAAUGGCUACACCACACUACACCGCACUGUGUAG